AUGGCUACCGAGCUCAUACUUCUGACUGGAGGCACAGGUCAUGUUGGUUAUCGUACGCUGAUCGAGGCCCUUUCCAAAGGCUACCGAGUGCGGGCUGCGGUUCGAUCUGAAAGCAAGGUUGCUGAGAUCAAGGCUGCCAAAUCCACCCAGCAGUACCUCGAUAAGCUUUCGUUUGUCAUAGUCCCCAACAUCGAGAAGGACAGUGUCUUUGAUGAAGCCGUCAAGGGUGUGGACUACAUUGUCCACAUCGCAUCACCUCUGGCACGACCUUCUGAUGACGACGAGGCCAAUAUCAUUCAACCUGCUAUCAGGGGCACGCUGAGCAUCCUCCGCUCGGCUCUCAAAGAGCCCUCGAUCAAACGAGUCGUUAUCACCUCCUCUGUUGCGGCUGUCUCUCCACCCGAGCCGCGAGUGUAUACCGCUGACAACGUUGAACCGGAUCCCCGUGGGCCAUAUCCUCACACUUUCGCGGCAUAUGCGGCGAGCAAGAAGCUCGCCUACAACCGCACCAGAGACUUCAUAGCCCAAGAAAAUCCCCAUUUUCGCGUGAUCAAUGUCAUGCCGACCUUUGUCAUUGGCAAGAACGAGCUUGCAACCACUCCAGCAGCCGUGAACUCUGGUUCAAAUGCGCUUGCCUUUACUCCGCUGUUGGGAAUGCACAAUCUCAAUGGAAUGCCAGCAGCCACUUGCCAUGUUGACGAUGUCGCCUACGUCCAUAUUGCGUCCUUGGAUCCUAAAAUUCAAGGAAACCAAAACUUUGGGGUUAACUACGACGUGAACGGCAUCAAAUGGGAUGAUACCAUCGACAUCGUCAAGAACCAUUUUCCUACAGCUGUGGAGAAAGGUGUGUUUCCUCUUGGUGGCAGUCAGACCUCACUGCCGAUGCCAUUUGACGCGAGUAAGACCGAGAACAUCCUUGGCAUCAAGUUCAAGGAUUUCGAGGAGCAGGUUGUGAGCCUGGCUGGCCAUUACAUCGAGGUAGUUGCAAAGGCUUAA
Cladophialophora psammophila CBS 110553 is the source of this 996-nucleotide messenger RNA. RefSeq lists its product as uncharacterized. The record is from RefSeq and is a predicted model, not a curated record. The transcript has a single exon. Lineage: Eukaryota; Fungi; Ascomycota; Eurotiomycetes; Chaetothyriales; Herpotrichiellaceae. Gene Ontology annotation, molecular function: oxidoreductase activity, acting on the CH-OH group of donors, NAD or NADP as acceptor. Bases 1 to 996 code for a protein of 331 amino acids.